AUGACCCAAAUCUGCUUCUCAGUCCAGGCCUGGUGGCGCGUAGUCGCCAAAGAGGGCAUCAAGUUGUUCAACGGCCAGACAAUGGGCUUUGUGCAUCUCCUGGUAUAUACACCAACCACCCUGAAAUCGCCUCUCAACUAUGACUUUGAUGAAGACCGUUUCGCUUUUACGAGCAGCGCUGCCCACCAGGCUAGAAAGGCGCACUAG
Metarhizium brunneum ARSEF 3297 is the source of this 207-nucleotide messenger RNA. RefSeq lists its product as uncharacterized. The record is from RefSeq and is a predicted model, not a curated record. Lineage: Eukaryota; Fungi; Ascomycota; Sordariomycetes; Hypocreales; Clavicipitaceae.